AUGUCUGCAGCUAUGGAAUUUUUCCGGUCUGUCGAGUUCCCCGCGCGGGUGAACACCCUCAUGAAGGAACAUCGCACCCCUGGCCUCGCAGUUGCUGUUGUACAGCAUGAUGAAGUAGCAUCUAUGGGCUUUGGACUGGCUUCCCUUGAUCAAGCAGUCUCAGUUACGGCGGAUACUCUUUUCGAUAUCGCGUCGUGCUCCAAGGCGCUGACCGCAGCAUCUAUCGGGCUGUUAGUUGAUGACAAUGAAAACUACCCUGAUGUGCAGUAUGAUGCCAUAAUGUCCAAACUUCUGCCUGAUGAUUUUGUGAUGCCGGGCACCGGGUACACAGAAAAUGUUACGGUAGAAGAUAUCUUGAGCCACAGAAGUGGUAUGGCCCGCCCCCGAGCACAGCAGCCAGACGAUGCAAGAUCGGUCACACGAAAUUUGCGCAACUUACCUGUUGCUGCGCCUUUACGAACUAAAUUUCAGUACUGUAACAUGAUGUAUACCGUGGCGACAUACCUUAUUGAAGCGAAAACUGGGCAAUCCUUUUCGAAUUUUCUGCAAGCCCGCUUUUUUGAACCACUCGAUAUGCAAUCCACCAGCCUUCAACCUCAAAGCGCUCGAGUCAAAGGAUUUGGAGACCGAAUCGCAACCGGGUACGCGUGGAAUAAAAAAAAGAAAGCAUACAGUGGGUUCCAAGCCCCCGAUUGCCCUGAAGCCCAGGGAGCUGGAUCGAUCAUCACCAGCGUCAAUGACUUUAUCCGAUUUCUCAAAGCUUUAAUAAAUCAAGAGGGUCCCAUCAGUAAAAGAUUGUAUCAAGGGCUUGUGCGAAUGAGAACUUUUGAGAAUCCCAAUUUGCAAUGGUUGAAACCUGGUUCAUCGCCGAAUAUGUACGCAGCUGGAAUAGAAGCUCACUUUUAUCGCGGAUACCUGGUUUUGGGACACGACGGAUGUGUUCCAGGUUUUGGUAGCCACUUCUUCUUUCUCCCCGACUUUAAGUUUGGCUGUUUUGUUGCUGGAAACGCGGAAUCCGGCGCCACUAUUGGUACUAUUUUAAGGAAACAGCUGAUUGAUGCGGUUAUUGGGGUCCCCAAACUGGAGCACUGGCAUCGAAAUAAAAAGAAUGCGACGCAACCGCAAUCAAAGGGGGACCUCUUCGUUAGUCAGAGACUGAAACCAAGUGUUAAAAGAGGUCUUGCGCCACAAAACAAGGCAAAAAAUGGGCAGAGACAUAGCAUGGACUCGAUUGAACCUCAGCCACAAGAGAAACCACUCAGCACAUACUUAGGCACGUACUGGCACCCUGGAUACCAUACCCUAGUCCUUCAGAUUGAGAACGACAAGCUUUUUAUUGAUGCCACGGAUCGGUCCAUGGGGUUUUCACUCACAUUCGACCAUGUCCACGGCCAAACGAAGUACACAGCACAUAUGAGUGACUUCCUUGAAGGCGGGGACGUCCCCCUCGACGCCGAGUUCAUUUUUGAGGGUGAAAAAGUGGUAAAAAUGGGCUUGAGUCUGGACCAGCAAUUGAAGGAAAUGAUUUGGUUUGAAAGGCUGGAGCAGAGCCUGCAAUGUACCUUAAUGGAAGCUAUUGGAAUCGUUGGAAUGCGGUCGGUUGAUUCCGGAAAUGUCGAAUGA
Messenger RNA from Uncinocarpus reesii 1704, 1623 nucleotides. RefSeq lists its product as uncharacterized. The coding region runs from base 1 to 1623 and encodes 540 amino acids. Lineage: Eukaryota; Fungi; Ascomycota; Eurotiomycetes; Onygenales; Onygenaceae. The record is from RefSeq and is a predicted model, not a curated record. The transcript is spliced from 3 exons.